Messenger RNA from Zychaea mexicana, 598 nucleotides. RefSeq lists its product as uncharacterized. The record is from RefSeq and is a predicted model, not a curated record. The coding region runs from base 74 to 565 and encodes 163 amino acids. Lineage: Eukaryota; Fungi; Mucoromycota; Mucoromycetes; Mucorales; Lichtheimiaceae. The transcript has 3 exons.
CUCCUAAAAUUGUCGGUGCUCUCCCCUCUUACUUCUCCAAAAAUCUCGCCUAAACAUUCCAUAAACCGCUCAUAUGUCUGCAGCAGCAGGACUCGAAGCGGGCCCUUCGCAACGAGAACAUCGACAACCGCCUUCAAUAGCAUUAAUCAAAAGAUGGCCGGAUAUCGCUUUAAUUAUACCCAACAGUGGUAGUAUGGCAAGAGACAUGUUGGCCAACGAACGCAACUUUUUAACCUUCUUUAAACUCGCUUGUACCCUCGUGGUACUUGGUUUCACGGUUUUACUGAAGUUCCGAUUACCAGACGACCACGGUAGCUUACCUGAUGAAUGGGCAGAUGAUUCAGUGACUCGACCCAUCGGGUACACUUUCAUUGCAAUCGGGUUCUCUGCACUCUUGACGGCUGUUGGCAAAUAUUUCAAAACACAGCGCAUGCUGGCGAAAAGCAUCAACUUUAUUCAGGCCGGAUGGGGAAGUUUUAUUAUCGUAUCCCUUCUUUUCACACUUGCCUGUGUGGUCAUGAUAUUGGCAUCGCUCAAUUCCAGCCUAUUCACUAUACCCUCAUAAACCCAAUACAAUCUUUUUUUAUCAAUAUCGUGA